AGUCAGAAGGCCAAAACUCUUGCAUGUAUUAGAUAUUAUUUUACAGUAUUUUUACAGAGCUUUACAGUUUCUUACGAUAAUCUUAGAGUGCUUGUUAAUUUUGUUUGAAUAUUGCAUUUAUAUUGCUACUAUGACAUCCAUUAAGGCAAAAGAUGGAUUUGAGUUGGACUGCUCCCAUAUUAUCGACAUGAAAAUGAGCAAGAAAAAUUUGUUUAUUUUGAUGAGCUGCAAAGGUGAAGGAAAGGAGUCUAUCCGCACCGAAUUAAAGAAAUUUACCUUAUUGGGGGAGUUAAUUGAGACGAUAAUUUCAAUGAAUGGAUUCAUUAGUUUAACUGGUUUUGCAAUAGAUGAAAAAGAUGAAAUUUUCACUUGUGAUAAGGAAAAUAUAUAUAGAAAUUCGGAAGAUGGUACUAAGAACUCAUUCUUUAAUACAAAAUUGGGACUGAUCUCAGCAUUAUCUGUUGAUGAAACAGGUGUUUAUUUUGCAAUCGAUGAAUGUAAGAACGAGACAAGUAUUGUUCAAUAUUUAUCCUUUAGCGAAUCGAAAGAUAAUUGGGAGAUAACGCGGUUAGGUAAGGUCCUGUCUAUGAGUGUCGGAACGAAGAAUUUAUAUGCAUCACUACAAUAUUGCAUUGAUGAAAAUAUAUUAAUAAUGGACAAAAAUGAUAAGUCGGUUCUAACGGAGGUCAGCUUAGCUCAGCAUACAAAUCCGAUAGGUUUGUGUAUUUUACCAGGAAAUGAGUUUGCUGUUGCCUGCUUUAAACAAUGGAAAAUAUUACUUUUUCAAUCUAAUUUUAAGGCAAAAGGUGCUCUAAGGGUAUUGGGAAGACCCAGUUUUGUGUGCUUUAAUCGAGAUACUGAAACCUGCAGUAACGUUCUUUACAUAGCCACCGUAACCGGUGGACCUUCGGAAUGCUCAGAUGCAAAAUGGCAAAUUGAAAUAAAAAAACUAUAAAUAAGUAAAGUAAAUUAAUAACAUCUAUGGAAUCUUAUUUAUUUACUUAAUUCAUCAAACAAUUAUUCUAUCGAAUGCUUCCUCAUAAAUCAAUGUUCCUUAACGAUUUCUGCUGGUAUAGAAAAAAAAAAGUAUAUUUAAAUAAGAAUUCGAAACAGAUCGUGCUUACUAUUUUUCUCUUACGAUCUAAAAUACAAUUUUCUAACCCUAUUUAUCUCUCGGAGAGUGGCGAAAAUAGACUUUUCGUACAAAGAUGUACAAAUUUUCUUUUCAAUUACGAGAGAAUCCGUAAGAUGUCGCUUGAGAAAGUAGGUAAUAAGCGCCAACUACCGAAGAAGGUAAUCAGAUAUUCCAAUUGGUUUUUAUACUAUAUUUGUUCACAGAGCAUACGGAAAAUAAAUCAAAUAUUAAUAAAAUACAAAAACAUAAGAUAAAUACGAAACUGGGAGAAUGAAAAAGAAAAAAUGGGUUUUUUAGACAAGAAAUCGAAAGAAAAGUCCUUUCGAAGUCAAUUGUUCUCAAAUACAAAAAGAACAUAGCAGAAUAUAAAAGAGAAAAUCAAGAGGCUAUUCUCUUCCUCAAAUUGUGUUUAUAUGGCAAAUGCACUAAUUCCAUUCAAUCUUUUUGUAACUUUACGAUAUCCCCUCAUUUCCCUACUUUAGUCAAUGUAGUGGCUGUUCUUAUUGGGCUUCCUAUAACCCAGUUUAUUACUCACUAAUGCCAUCUAGAAUCUUGGAAAAAGCCAUCGAAUUUUAUCAAAAUCAUAAAAAACAUGAGCAGGUGCAUACACUAUUUAAUGAUACGUAGAUUUUCGUUCUUGUCAAUUAUGAGAGAUAGAACACUUCUACAUAAGACAUUUAAUAUUGAUUAAUCACUUAUAACAAGGAGAUAGUAAAACUUGAGGAAGACUCUUCGCUGUUGGUGUUAGAACUGAAAUGAAAACUUUUUUCCUAAUCAUUCGUUCAUUUUUUUCUCUUCUCCUCUUUCUAGUUUUCUUGUCAAAGAUUUCACUUUUAUUGUAAAGCUAUCAUUGUUUCGAUUAUAUAAAGGCCUAUAUACCAAGUGGGUUCGUUUAGAAAUUGGGUUAAUUAGUGGGAGAAAAUGCAAGAGCUACUCUUGCUUCAAUAAAGUACUGCAACGUUAUUUAUGCAUAUAUAUUGACAAUUUACUUUUCGUGGUUCAAAGCUGAUUAAUCGAUAAAAGAUUGUCGCACACUAUCACUGAAAAAAAGCUUGUUGUUUCGAUCUCGGGGAAAAACGACGCAGUAAGCGAAAAGAUGAAAUUGAUCAGUGAAGCUCAUCAAUCAUUUAUUGCACGAAUACUCUUAGGCAUAUAAGAACAAUGAUUUCAUUCAUUUACUCAAUUUAUGAAAGUCUUUUUAUGCUUUGGAAUUGAUACGCACUUAACAGACAAAUACAAAUGGGUGUAGGAUUUAAAUAUAGCAACCGCAAACCUUUUAAGCCCUUAUUGUAAGGUAUGAGAGAUGGCAAAAUAUUAAAGACAGACGGUAGAGGAGUUAAAUAAGAGCGGCAGUUCAAAUUUCUACCCAAAUUAAAUAGCCUCAAUCGAUUUCGAAUUCCGCACGGACUAAAGAUUGGCCGAUUUCUCAGGCGCGUAUCUUUCAUUGAAAAUCGUUAAAAGCUGUAAAGAUAGAUGAAAGAAAGUAUGGUAUUAUGGAGAAGUUUCAAGCGGUCACGAACCCGGCCUUUGAUGGAAUGGUCGUAAAUACUCGUAAAAUGGAGUAACUAGAGCAAACUUUUCAUUUGGCUGGCUAUUGAUGGGUUUGCAAAUGCUAUAUUGUGGGACAAAUUGAUUAUUUUUUAUAAGGCUACGCACUCCACAUGCUUCUCUACCAAAUUGUAUUUAUACACACGUAAUGGAUAAUCUACGUAGUCUGGGGAACGAUUAAACUCAAGCCCAAUGAGUACAUCCUUUUUCAUUGUCUAAUUACCAUAUUGAAAAGAGUAUUUUCGGCGAAAAACUUAUUAAAUGAGAUGUGAAAUACAUGCAUAAAUUUAUUUUUAUGUUAGUCGGUCUUAAUCAAAUAUUUAGACCGCUUAUCUUAGGAUUCCCCAAUGGAGAUCAUUUUUCGUUUAUACAGGAGGCGAUUAAUCCAAAUAUAUCUGUGUAAUUGACUGCGUACGAAAUAUACAACUGGGCUCAUCCACUGUCGAAAUGAAAUUGCUGAAACGAAAACGGCGUUACGCGGUCUACUGCAAUGCUCUAGAUAACGAUCAUAAUGAGCGAAGUUUCUUGGCAGCCGACCCGUCCAAUGUAUCGUUUGAUAUCUUUUCUAUUUAGCAAACGGGAAUCUACUCAAUCAAAUAGUUUUAUUGACCCCGCCCUCACCUUCACUCUUCUAUUGAAUGGAUUUAUAACAAGUGCUCUACAGAACAAAUUGUAAAGUUUACAGUUUAUAAUUUGCAUUAUUACACCAGAAGCUAACAAUGGCGAUUCGUUUCAAUAUUUUCUGGUGGAUGGUUAUAUAAUGGUCUAUCUAAUAAAUAAUAUAGAAUCGACGUAUGUCGAUUUAAUUGUUUUUACUUCGAUGAAUGUAUAUUUAUUAAGCAUUAAACGGUUUGCUCUUAGUUAGUUCGUAUAUUGUGGAUAAAUAUUUACAUAUUGACGUUUUGUCAUUGAAAGUUAGAGAGGGUUUGUGUUGUAUUCCAAUUGUAUUUCUUUCUUUCAUUCUCUCGCACAUAUACUUUUAAUAUUUCUAUACUUUUCCUGUCUUUCUCUCUCGUCAAUCUUUCUAACUCUCGCCCUCUUUCCUUUGUAUUAUAUCUCUUUCUUUUCUCUUCCUAUAACUUAACAUGCUUACUAACUCUUAAUGCUCUCCCAACAACACUCUUUCAUCCAUUUUCUCCUCCCUUUUUCCCCUUCACUCAAUCUCUCUCUCAUACCCUUCAACACAUCCAAAGUAAUGUUUUUUUUAUUUGAUAAAAAAUAGACAACGCCUGAAAAACGCUUAUUUUUUAAUAGAUAACUCGUUUCCCUCUCUUCCUCUCCUUUCUUAGGGCGCCAAUUCGGUAAAAAUAACAAAAGUAGCGCUUCCAAAGAAGUAAUUAGGCGAAGUAGAGGUCGCUGAAGAGAGAAAGUAGAAUAUCCGCUUUUUAAAGACUUUAUUCUCAGGUCAUAUUGUCUGCGUUACCCGUUAAGAACAAAAUGAGUAAAGUAGUAAAGUAGGAGAUAACGCCAAUAGUGAAAAAGGAGAAAGAAAUAACAUCUUGGAAGAAGAUUGAGAAGGAAUAAAAUAGCAUUUAGUUCAGGCGCAUCAAGAAAGUGAAUAUCACAGUCCAAACCAUUAUCGAAACCGUAAAUUUGUCGAUUUUUGAGGCGUGGUUAACGUUCGUCGGACAAGUUCCGACGUAUCCAUGAAUUAUAAUCCUAUAUGAGAUAUCUAGUCCCUUAGGCAAACCACAGCUACUUACAGCAAUCGACCAGCGCAAAGUCAGAGCCGACGACAGUUUCCUUCCGCUCUUACAAUCGAUCAUCUCUCUUCCAUUUCUCACAGUUUCAUUGCUGGUACAGCCGGAAGAUUCAGUGGUUGGUGACAAGGUUAUAACCUGGUUGCUUCGAGGGUCGAGAACUCCCAGUUUUUGUAAACAGUUCAUGUGAGCUCUCAUCUUGUCUACGUCAUCAUGUAAAUAAAGAAGUAAUUUUAUACAGCAAUCCUUCUUUGCAUAUGAUAUUUGAUAUUGUAAAAUCCCACUAUGAGGUGCCAUAUCGAAUUCGGCUAUAUAGCCAAACCAGUUAACUGGCCUUUUUAAUUUACCUUCGAAAGUACAUGGUUCCGUAGAUAAAACAGGGUUUUUCUUUUUCUCCUCAUCGCAGCUGUUUUCAUUCAGCAGGGGAAAAUAAAAAGUAAUAUACAGUAUAAAUUUAUAAGGAAUGAAUUAGCAUGUUUACCAAAUAAAAGACUUAGAAAGUAAAUAAUAUGAAUUUAGACUAUAGGAAAAGAUGCUAGGCGCGUUCCGUCCUACGCCAAUUAACGAACGGCCACUUAACGCACUUUCAUUUCCUGCACCACCUGUCAUUUUCAAAAGCUUUUCUACCCUUACCGAUAAAUCGAUCGGUACCAACCCUCCUCUAAUACAAAAAUGCUAAAUUCUUGUCGUCACCUUCUUCAAAUUAUUCGAUUCAUGCGUGCUCAUUAUUGCAGAACCGUCUUAAAAGGCGUCCGAAAGUUAAAUAGACGCGAAAAUAUGGCGGCUUGUGCGUGAGGCGAAUUUCUAUCGCCCCGGGAAUUUUCCUCUAAUAAUCGGCUUUUGCUUUUCGUCUGGCGGUUCAAUUCGGAAGUGGAAGACAACUUUUGCAACUUGUUGGCCGAAAUAUUGAUCCUUAUGAUAAUUAAUAACCGUGAUAAGUAAGGAAGGGGGUAGCCCGCCGACGGUGCUUUUUAUACUUAUUUGUUCGGCGGAUCUAUUUUUUUGCUAGUUUCUUUAUUGAUUCUGUGGCUAAUGUAUUCGUUAUUCUCGCAAAGAAAAAAAUCGAAUUGUUCCCCUUAAAGUUAUCUACCUCUUCCCUUUUGACGAAAUGAAUAGACGAAUUAAUACAGGACAUUAAGCUGGAACGUUACUCGAGAUUUUUUCAAUUACUGUGCAAUCCAGAAGUUGUCAUUUACACUCUGAGUUGAUCAGUUUGUCGUUUGAUUCGAUAUUGGCUGUAGCUAUUUAUCUCUCGAACGUGUUAAUAAAUUAUAAGUUACAGUAAAAGGAAGCUAACAGUUUUAAGCUAUCCUCACGAGUUUAAAAAGUGAUAAGACGACACCGUUUUUAAGGAUUUAACGCCCCACAGAAUCGUAAAAGUCUUGCGAUAGGCGAUGGGAGUUAAAAACACCAAAUAUAUCGAAUUAUUUACGAUCUUUUAUAUCCUUAUUCGAUUUCGAAGAUCCUUUAAUCUUCGAUGUAGAUUUUCGUCUUUUUCAACUUACCAGUUUCCACCAUCGGUGACCGUUGGCGAAAUUCCAUAAUAGUCAUAAACGUCCGAACUUUUAUAUGUAGAAUUCUCUCGCCAACCCGAGGCCAAAGUGAAUAGGCCUAAAAAAUGCCAAACACCCAGCAUUUUUUAGAACUGGUCGUCAUUUCACCAUCUUCCCAUUAUUCCGUUUGCCAACCGAACAAGAAUGUGCCCGCCGCUAGAUGGUGUUCAAAUCGACAAUCUCUAACGAGCCCUAGUUUGUCCAGGACGGUUGUCGAUUAACGAGAUGGGUUUUUUUUCUCCUCCCUCCUUUUCCUAAUAAUUGUUCGUUUUUUCUCUCUUAGCAGGCCAAUGGGCUGGGGAGAGAAAUUUCGGUUUUUUGUUUGGAUAGGGGAAUUUUUCGGGAGAUCGAAUUCUCUUCCGUCGAGCGGAAAAGGAGAAUUCGAAUAAAAUCUAUGGGGAAUCGCCCAUCUCCUCCCCUUUUCUUUCACAUUUUUCAUAUAGUUUUUAACACACUUAGCAUGCAAUCACUUACUCUUCUCGAUUGAGAUAUACUGCACAUUCUUUUUUAUAGAUCUAAUCUCUUCUCCUGUCGUAAAAUUCACGCAACUAACGGUUAAUUCGUUUAGAUGGAAAAAUAAACCUUCUAAAUUGGGUAAUACUAUAUGUGGCAUAUCUUUUUCAUUACCCAAAUUCAGAACAAACAAACCAUAUCGUUUUCAGGUGGAUUAUAUAUAGGCUAAACUGGGAAUUAGUAAUAAUGCAAGGCGUCAGAAAUUGGAAGCUACAUAUUUGCUGGAUAAACUUUGCCAAAGUUCUAUUAUCUCGUAUGAUUCAUUCCAGUGCGUCUUUUAGCUAUUAUUCAAUAAGCGCUGGAAUUCUUGCC
Messenger RNA from Dimorphilus gyrociliatus, 6761 nucleotides. The record is from the annotation of a GenBank genome assembly. NCBI's taxonomy places the organism in Eukaryota, Metazoa, Annelida, Polychaeta, Dinophilidae.